GGGGGGGUGAAGGCGGAACAAACCGGUGAGCGCUCGGUUUACAUGCUGGAGCUGCUGCCCGCACUGCAGAUUAUUAACCCUUCGAGCCCCGGAGAGGCAGCAGACAUGGAGAGGAUGUGUCGGAGCAUCUCCUGACUGAGCAGUCAUCAUCCAGCCAUCAGCCUCCUCGGGGAUCCCAGGGCCGCCUCCUAACCUCGGCUCAUCCCUCGCUGCCUCAGAGAGUGUCUGGACUGGAGCCAGCACUGUAAGGAUGGGGGGAAUCAUGGAGGAGAGCGAGCUGGGAGUCUGAGCAUUAAGCUGUUAGAAACAGUAGAAACCUCAGAGACUGAAGAACUCCCAGCAUGGCCCGGUUUUUACCCAGAGGCUGAAUCUGGCCCGUCGUUUCUGUGUGUUUGAACGCAGCAACAGGGAGUGUCUGCUCUCCCGAGGGAGGUUGUAGCGUUCGCUCUUGGUGUUCCGGAUGCAGAACAUCCUCGAUCAGAACUUAGACAUGGCCACAGCUCUGCUCGCUGGCGAGAAGCUGAAGGAGCUGAUCCUGCCGGGCUCCUCCCAGGACGAGAAGGGCGGGGCUUUGGCGGGCCUCAUGGUGCAGCUCAAACUGGAGCUGCCCUUCGACCGCGUCGUCACCAUAGGGACGGUCAUCAUCCCCAUCCUGCUGGUCACGCUUGUCUUCACCAGGAACUUUGCAGAGGAGUCCAUCUACUGCUACACACCCCACAACUUCACCAGAGACCAGGCGCUGUACGCACGGGGCUACUGCUGGACAGAGCUGCGGGACGCCUUACCUGGAGUGGAGCCUCACCUGUGGCCGUCACUGUUCGAACAUAAGUUCCUGCCCUACGCCCUGCUGGCCUUCGCCGGGAUCAUGUACAUCCCGGCUCUGGGCUGGGAGUUCCUGGCCUCCACGCGGCUCACUUCAGAGCUCAACUUCCUGCUCCAAGAGAUCGAUAACUGCUAUCAUCGAGCCGCCGAGGGCCGAGCCCCAAAGAUCGAGAAGCAGAUCCAGUCCAAAGGACCGGGCAUCACUGAGCGGGAGAGGAGGGAGAUCAUCGAGAACGCAGAGAAGGAGAAGAGCCCCGAGCAGAACCUGUUUGAGAAAUACUUAGAGAGACGAGGCCAGAGUAACUUCCUGGCUAAGCUUUACCUGGCACGCCACCUGGCCAUUAUCUGCCUCAGCUCCAUCCCCAUCACCUACCUGAGCACCUACUACGCCCGGCAGAGGCAGAACGAGUUCACGUGUGCUCUGGGUGAGCCUCCGGACAUCAGCAGCUACGUGGAGUUAAAGCUGAAGGUGAACUGUAAGCUGCCCGCCGUGCAGCUGCAGCGAAUCAUGGCAGCUGUGGACAUCGCUCUGCUCUGCACCAUGAACCUCAUCAUCCUGGUCAACCUACUGCAUCUGUUUGUGGUGAGAAAGUCCAACUUUGUGUUCGACAAACUGCAUAAAGUCGGGAUAAAAACCCGACGGCGCUGGCAGAAGUCCCAGUUCUGUGACAUCAACAUCCUGGCCAUGUUUUGUAACGAGAACCGAGACCACAUCAAGUCGCUCAACCGUCUGGACUUCAUCACCAACGAGAGCGACCUCAUGUACGACAACGUGGUCAGGCAGCUGCUGGCGGCGCUCGCACAGUCCAACCAUGACGCCACACCCACUGUGAGGGAUUCUGGGAUACAGACGCUUGACCCCAACAUGGACCCCACCGACCUCGGGGUGGGAGAGAUGGCCGGGGAGCCGCUGGUCAUCAAACGACCUCGAAAGAAGAUGAAAUGGAUCCCAACCUCAAAUCCUCUCCCUCAGCCGUUCAAGGAACCGCUCACUUUGACCCGUCUGGAAAAUAACGCCAAGCCUGAAAAACCCAAACCGCUCAGACGGAAGACGGUCGCCGACAGCUUCAUCGCACCACUUCUGGACAGCAAAAGCACACAGCAUCCUGCAACUAAAGAUAUCAGUGGGAUGGAGAAAAAGCACACUCGUAACUUCUCCCUGGACGUCCACCCGUACAUGCUGACCAUCCGUAAACCGAAGGUGGAGACCACGACCACAGAGCCUCUGCCUGCAGAGCACAACCUGGAUGCAGUGUACCUGGAGGGCACCCAUACUAUAGUUCAUGUUUCUGGUGCAAUCACAGAAACCAAAGUCUGCUCUCCAGAAUCGACCAACUCCGCCUUUUCUACGAUGACCCUGCCCACCACCACCUACGUGAACGGCGUGAGCCCGAACCCUCCCUCCAGUGAGGACGCCCUCAGUCCCAAGUCCUCCCCUCCUCCUCCUCCUCCUCACAGAGAGCCUCUCCUCCAGGCAGAGAAUCCAGAGUCCCAGCCUCCGCCGCUGACCAGGGCCCCCACCCACCAGCUGCUCAGCAUACACCACACUCUGUUUGAGGAGGACGAGGACGAAGAAAACCGCAGGAACCGGCUGGCCGAGAGACCCGGGGAGCUCAUCGCUGCUGGGGAAUGUUGAAGGAGGAGGAGGAGAAAUGAUGACGAUUUCUUUCACUCCGACACUUCGCACACGACCACCAUGCCAGUCGCCUCGUUCUAACGCCUCUGCUCUUCGACAGAACCUCCGUGACGGCUGGAUCAGGCCGACCCAUGAGCAGAUCUCAGACUGGCAGAGAAGACUCUACUUCCUGUUAAAAACAAAAUGACUUCUAGAUGAAGAAAUUAACAGGAGAGGAUCAGACAAACAGAAAAUGAAUGCAUACAUGGACUUGAGUAUCCUGGUUUUGGGUUUUGGUUUCAGACCAGGAUAGGCCGUAGUCCUGGUUUGGAGAAACCUGGUUUUGCUCCUUAGGGAUCACUAAAAGAAAGCAAGAAAAUCCAGCCUAUAUUAGCCUCAGCCUGUUUUGCAUCAGAGCAGUAAAUCUAAAUUCAGAUUAGAUCAGGAUAUUUCAUCCUGCAGUUUUCAGAUCACAGGAGGGUCAGCCUGUCUUUGGCCUGAAAUGAUCAAAAUACCCGCUGAAUAACAGAGAUGUUAGGAUGUGAAGUUUCCUCUCUGAAAGCCUCAGGCUGAUUUAACUCCUGGUUAUUGUGAGUAAUAGAAUGUCAGCGUAAUAUUUAAUUUUUUUUUAGCUUUAUUACUCAUCAUUUAUUUUAAACUCACACAGAGGAAGAAAAGUUUCCUAAUCUCUGGAAAGUUUGUGUGUCAUAAAAACUGCAGCUCACGUCCCUCAGCUCUCAGACAGAAUGCCAAUCUUUACUCUAUUCAUGCUGUGCUGUUACUAUUCUUAAUGCAGUAAGGCCAGUUUGCAUGGAAAAGGACUUUUCCCUAAAUGACUACAUAACGGCUCAGCGUCUCUGUGCGCUGGUGCAUCUGUGCAGCCUUAGGCCAACAACACAACAAGAGGAGCACUGAGGCUGUGCCUUUUGACUGAUUUACAAAGUUUAAGUGUACGCACUCUUAUGUUUCAGCUGACAACAGUUUCUCAGUGAAUUAUUCUAACAGCAGCAUGUGACACAUCUCCUGUAUUAUCUGGUUUAAUAUGAGCACAGAGAAGUGUGGUGGGCGUGUUUCUACAAAGUCCACUUGUUUCCUGUUCUGACUACAGCCGUGUUUCCAUCAGGGGGUCUGGUUUGAUUCAGUUCAGUUUGGUAUGGUUUGGUACGCUAAACCCCAAAAUAGUUUGCGUUUCCACAGACAGCCGUGCUCUCACUUGGUGGACGGGCUGUAAAAGCAUGAAUGUGAAGUCUCAGUCAGCGCAAGUCAGCUGGUCCAGCCACAGAGUUAUAGAAAGGAUGAGUGACAGGAAUCAGUAGAGAAUAAGCAGUAAACAGCUUUAUUU
Cheilinus undulatus (humphead wrasse) is the source of this 3779-nucleotide messenger RNA. It is a transcript of the gene panx2, whose product is annotated as pannexin 2. The transcript has 6 exons. Lineage: Eukaryota; Metazoa; Chordata; Actinopteri; Labriformes; Labridae. Gene Ontology annotation, biological process: monoatomic cation transport; positive regulation of interleukin-1 production. Gene Ontology annotation, molecular function: channel activity. Bases 461 to 2458 code for a protein of 665 amino acids. The record is from RefSeq and is a predicted model, not a curated record.